Molecule: messenger RNA, 600 nt
Organism: Sungouiella intermedia
Lineage: Eukaryota; Fungi; Ascomycota; Pichiomycetes; Serinales; Metschnikowiaceae
Source: the annotation of a GenBank genome assembly
AUGGCUACCAACAUCACCUGGCACGAAAAUUUGACCCACAGCGAGCGUGCUGAAUUUAGAAAGCAGAAGGGCGCCACAGUGUGGUUGACUGGAUUGUCUGCUAGUGGAAAGUCCACCAUUGCUUGUGCAAUCGAGCAGGCCUUGUUGCAGAGAGGCUUGAAUGCCUACCGUUUGGAUGGUGACAAUGUCCGUUUUGGUUUGAACAAGGACUUGGGAUUCUCCGAGGCCGACAGAAAUGAGAACAUCAGAAGAAUCUCUGAGGUUGCGAAAUUGUUCUCUGAUUCAUGUUGCAUCACUUUGACCUCGUUCAUUUCUCCAUACAAGGUCGACAGAAGAACUGCCAGAGAGUUGCACGACAAGGACAACUUGCCAUUUGUUGAGGUUUACGUCGAUGUGCCAGUUUCGGUAGCUGAGGAGAGAGACCCUAAGGGCUUGUAUAAGAAGGCCAGAGAAGGCAUCAUCAAGGAAUUCACUGGAGUGUCUGCUCCAUACGAGGCUCCAGAGAAGCCAGAGAUUCACUUGAAGAACUAUGAUGGCCAGAGUGUGGAGGAGAGCGCUCAAGUGAUUAUCAAGUACUUGGAGGAGAAGAAUUACAUCUAG